GGUGUCGGGGCUACUGUACGAAGAUGCAUAAGCGGACGUAAUACAAUUGAUCCAUUCUUAAUGUGUGAUAUUUUUGAAGUUUCUCCACCUGCUGGAUUUCCUGAUCACCCUCAUAGAGGAUUUGAGACCGUCACAUAUAUGCUAGAAGGUACCAGCGCGCAUGAAGAUUUUGCAGGAAAUAAAGGAUUGAUAGAACCAGGUGAUGAAAAAAUUCCAAGAGCAAAUCCUGAAGAAGGAAUUGAAGUUAAAGUUAUUGCAGGUUCAAGUUUUGGUGUUAAAAGUGAUGUAUUUACUAGAACCCCAACCAUGAUGUUAGAUUUUAAGUUAUCCAAAGGAAAAAAGAUUGAACAAGAGAUUCCAAAAGAUUAUCAAGGUUUUAUUUACGUUUGGAAAGGAAAUGCUUAUUUUGGUGGAAAUCGAUUCAAAGGACAAGAAAGUUACGCAUUAUUCUUGGAUGGUAAUAAUGGUGAUUUUUUACCUGUUGAUGCGGCAGACGAUGAUGUUAGAUUUAUGCUUUUUGCCGGUCAACCUUUGAAGGAACCAAUAGUGAGCUAUGGACCUUUCGUUAUGAAUACUGAAGAAGAAAUAUUUCAAACUAUGUCAGAUUAUAAUAGAUAUAGUAAUGGAUUUGAAAAGGCUAGAAAAUGGCGCUCUUCAAUUGGUGAUGGUGUUGCCGGAAUCGAUUUCGAAAAAGAAUUCCAAAAUUAA
This is a messenger RNA of Racocetra fulgida, 708 nucleotides long. Lineage: Eukaryota; Fungi; Glomeromycota; Glomeromycetes; Diversisporales; Gigasporaceae. The record is from the annotation of a GenBank genome assembly.